AUGUUGGGGCGAGGGACGGCGGACACCGGCUGGGCUGCCGAGUUUUCUGGCCUGGCCUUUUUUUCCUCUGGCAGAGGGCGGAGGCUGAGGCCCUGGGGGAAGGGCCGGCUGGCAUUCGCGGUGCAAUACUGCCAUCAAGCGGAAAGUCCUCGGCGGAUCCGGGAGCCCAGCGCCGAGCUCUCUCUCCCGCGUGGAGGGGCCCCGGGGGUGACGUGGGAGUGCGGGGGGGGGGAGACGGACGGGGACGGACGGGAUGGAGCGCCACGGAGGUCCGGGGUCCGGGGUCCGGGGGCCUGGGGGCCUGGCCGGUCGGGCCCGGGAAGCCCCAAGCCACGGCUCGGCUCGGGCCCCUCCCUGGUGGCCACCAGCCCCGCCAACGACCCGCACGGGAACCUGGAGGGACCCGCACGGGAACCUGGAGGGCUGCCGCCACUGCUGGUGCGGACGGGGGCGGGGACCCUGCUGUGCCCGUGUCCGGAUCCCGGAUCCCGGGAAGGGGAACGGGUGUGGAGCCGGGCCACCCGGCGUCAAAGGGGGGGCCUUGAGCCCAACGCCUGCUCCCGAGCUGGUCAUCAAGGGACCAGCGUGGAGCGCGUGCCAGAAGCGCCAGGCGCCUCGGGAUGGGACUGCCAACGGCCCCUUCGGUCCCGGUCCCGCCGGGACGCUGGGACUUCACCCCCGGGCCCGUCCUGCCCUGGAAGCCAGCGGGCGGCGGCUCCGGGGAUCGCCAACGCGUUCCGCUUGAUGGCAGUGUUGCACCGGCAAUGCCCACCGGCCCUUCCCCCAGGGCCUCUCCCUCCGCCCUUUGCCGAAGAAAAAAGGCCAAGCGCUGGCCGCCGGGGCUCCAACAUGGCGGCUCCCGUGCCCGGGCCGCUUUCGCUUUCGGGGAGCGCUCCGGCUUCGGAGGCUUCGGAGGCUUCGGAGGCUUCAUCUGAGGCCCGCUGGAGCGGAGCCCGGCGGAGCCUCGGUGCCCUCGGCCUCCCCUCGGCCGGCUUCGGGGAUCACAACGGUCGGGCGGGGCCCGGCCGGGCCCGCCGUGGGCCUCCCUCGGCGGCGGCCACGGACCCCUGCGAGGCGAGGCGCCAGGCGCCCUCAGGACCCCCGCAGGCCGCCGGGAGCCCUCGGGAGACACACCGGUCGGCGCCGGCCGUGGGGUCAACAGCGAGGGCCACGUCCCGCGGCCAGGGGCCGGAGGGGUCCCGAGGACCUCGGCCCUUGGCCCGUGACGGCCCCUCCCCGGCCCCAACCGCCACGGGAAUUAAGGCGUGGAUCCGGGCCCACUCGGGCCGAAGCACGGGUCCAAGCGACUCUCGAAGGCCCGCCCGCCUCCCGGGCCCACGGGAAGGGAGCCAGAAGCGGCGGGCGGUCGGCCUGAGGGUGACGGUGACGAGCCUCCACCGCCCGUCUCGGGUCGCCUUCGCCCCCCCGGCCCGCCGCCGGCCGCUAGCCUCUCCUGACCCCUGCAAGGAAGGCCCCGGCCGGCCUCAGCUCCAAAGGGCCAUCGCGGACGCCCUCGACUGCCCGGGGCCUCCGAGCCGGCUGCCAGUCCGCACGCCACCCCCCACCCCCACCGAGUGUCCGCUCCACGAGGCCUACCGGCCUCCCCGGGGCUUCCCUUCUGACCAUGAAGCCCAGGUCCGAACGCCCUCCACAAGCAGGCGGGAGCCACCCAGGACCACCAAGGGGGCACGCGCCGCCCGGGCAAGGAAGGGUCCGGCUCCCACACAAGUCGACCGCCCCGACGGUCGAUGGCGGGGCACGGGGCCGCGCCAAGGGAGGGCCACGCGGGCGUCCCCUAGCUCGGCGGCGGGCGCGGGGCCGGGCUUCGCGCCCGGCUCGCCCAUCAGAGUCCGGGCACGGGCCCCACGGCACCCCAGGGCGGGACCGGUGACAGAGGCUGCUGCGGGGGUACCCUGCCCGGGGGACCGCUCAGCCCUGCGGGACCUCUCAUCCCGCAGAGUCAGCGCGUCUCCGCCCACCUUGCCCACCCGGCUUGUCAAGCAAGAGCAGGCCAGCGAGCCAAGUCCUCCCUGCUCCUCGGUCUCGGUCUCGGUCUCGGGGCCAGGGAGACCCGGUUCCUCGCCCCUGGGCAGGUGCCCGAGCUCCGCGGGUGCCGCUGUGGCGCCGGGACCCAAAGGACGCGUGGACACCGCCUGGAUCUCAGGGGCCUUCCGGGAACCUGACGUGUGUGAGGAGAAGGGGCGACGGCGCCGGGGCGGGGGUGGUGGUGGUGGGGCGACACCCGAGGACGCUCGGGGACUGCUCGUGGACGCAGGGCGGAGGCUGAGGCCCUGGGGGAAGGGCCGGCUGGCAUUCGCGGUGCAAUACUGCCAUCAAGCGGAAAGUCCUCGGCGGAUCCGGGAGCCCAGCGCCGAGCUCUCUCUCCCGCGUGGAGGGGCCCCGGGGGUGACGUGGGAGUGCGGGGGGGGGGGAGACGGACGGGGACGGACGGGAUGGAGCGCCACGGAGGUCCGGGGUCCGGGGUCCGGGGGCCUGGGGGCCUGGCCGGUCGGGCCCGGGAAGCCCCAAGCCACGGCUCGGCUCGGGCCCCUCCCUGGUGGCCACCACGUCUGGGCGGGACUGGAGCGGGGUGACACAGCCACGCGGGCCGGGCCAGGGGGCGCCGGGCCUUUGGCCGCGUGCCCCUUCCCCCGGGAGCUAGAGCAGGAUCCGUGCGGCCUUUGGCCCUUUGGCCGCGUGCCCCCUGCAGCCCCGCCAACGACCCGCACGGGAACCUGGAGGGACCCGCACGGGAACCUGGAGGGCUGCCGCCACUGCUGCCAAGUCGAGGCCAAGCCGCCGCCAUCACUCCCCCUCCACCCCGCGCCCCGGGCCAGCCAGGCCUCUCAGCUCGCCCCGUUCCCCUUUCUGGGCCACCUUCUCCAACGUCCCACCACAGCCCUCAGGGCAAGCACAGUCGAGGAACGGCUGGGUGACUCCCGCCCCUGCAUCCCAAAGCCAACGCCUGCUCCCGAGCUGGUCAUCAAGGGACCAGCGUGGAGCGCGUGCCAGAAGCGCCAGGCGCCUCGGGAUGGGACUGCCAACGGCCCCUUCGGUCCCGGUCCCGCCGGGACGCUGGGACUUCACCCCCGGGCCCGUCCUGCCCUGGAAGCCAGCGGGCGGCGGCUCCGGGGAUCGCCAACGCGUUCCGCUUGA
Canis lupus familiaris (dog) is the source of this 3156-nucleotide messenger RNA. Its product is annotated as collagen alpha-1(I) chain-like. Lineage: Eukaryota; Metazoa; Chordata; Mammalia; Carnivora; Canidae. The transcript is spliced from 8 exons. The record is from RefSeq and is a predicted model, not a curated record. Bases 1 to 3156 code for a protein of 1051 amino acids.